Molecule: messenger RNA, 5899 nt
Organism: Theobroma umbraticum
Lineage: Eukaryota; Viridiplantae; Streptophyta; Magnoliopsida; Malvales; Malvaceae
Product: tornado 1
Molecular function (GO): protein binding
Source: RefSeq, a predicted model, not a curated record
ACUUGAUUCCUAUGGUUGUGAUGUACUGAUAUGAUGGAAAAAUUUGGACUGUUUGCCAUGUCUGGAAUGUUACAAAUGCUGCAUUAAUUGUCUUUCUAGUUGUAUUUUUCCAUCAUCUGCUGAUAAAAUUUUUGCAGUUGUUUGUUCUCUCUGACUAUUCUGUGUGGUCACACUGAGCUCUUAUCCAUACUUCCCAUGGAAAAACUGGAAAUGUCUUUGCUUGGGGUUUUCAAAUCACUUUCAUUUUGAAUUUUACUUUUAUAGUGGCACACCCCCAAAAAUAGAUACUACCAUGUUAGUGGUCCUCUCUCUACCUCUCUCUCUGAAUUUUUAUGGCAUUUUGUCUUGGUAAAAGCUUUUUGUUAUGUGGAUUUUAGGAGGCUGCCACUAUCCAAAUCACUGUUGUGGGUUUCCAUUAUCCACUUAAAAGUUGCCAGAAAUGAUAACAUCAGCAGCUUGCAAACUUAUCGGUGGGGGCAAAAGGCCCAUGGCGAAUUGGGUCCAGGUGUUUUUGGGGGCUGAGGAGAUGAGAACCUUUCAUGAUGAGAAAGAGCACAUCUUUUUCACCCCCACCCAUUGGUUUCUUUUCUUGGUGCAUCUACUUUUGUUGAUAAAGUUCAGGUGCCCAUGAAUAACCAAACAUGGAUGAUGGAUCUGGAAUAAUGACUUCACUUGAAACGGACGAUGAACUUUCACUCCCAGUAGUUGGCAAAACCAGAUGUUGAAUCAACUAACAUGAAAUAAUCAAUGCAAAAACACACGUCCAUGGAGCUGGCACUGACAUCAACUAUUCAAUUAUCGCAAGGAAAUGGGGUCCCAAAACUUAGAAGAAAUUUUCUUCAAUGGCCCUGAUUGCACCGCAAACAUCACAUGUUGGCCAACUGCACAUCACCCGAGGCAAGCAGUACUACCUAGAAUUUGUACAAGUUGCUGCCAGGGAAGGAGGCGUGGUUCACCAUGCAAAAGUGUGGGGUAUGUUUGGUCUUCUAAAAAAAACUGUAAAUUAAUCUUUAGACCUGCAAAUUAAGAAGAAAAAGGUUCUUACAGAAUGUCCAAACAUGUCUUUACUGGCAAAAAUCAAAUUUAUCCCUUAAAAAAAGGAUAAUUUGUCCAAGACUCAACUGCCCUUUUUCUUCUUAGCUUUAUAGGAUUCUAAAUUCUUCAUUCUCCUCAAUGAGAAAGAAAGAGAGAAAAAGAGAAAGUUAGAACAAAGCCAAAAGGUCAAAAAGGUGUAGGCCUCCAUUUACACCAGCAAGAAGUACUACCUUCGAUGUUAUUUAAAACUUUAACUUUAACCAAGCAAAGUUACUUGAUUAAUGAACCAGGAUCGAGUGAAAACAUGGAUUAGAAUAAUGUGAAAAGGUACCUUUACCUUUGAAACAAUGUUGCUGUAAGGAAUAACUUUGGGAUGAAGGAGAGAAUAUGGAAGAAAAAUUGCAUCAAAAAUACAAAAUUAGACUGUAGCAUAUGAGCAUGAAUGUCAACAUCAUGAAUCCAGGUUCAACAUAAUGGUGCUUUAUCUAACAUUUUUCUGAAGAAAAACAAGUUUUGCUAUCUUUCGUUCGCAGUGUUUGACAUUGGCAAUGGCAUCAAACCAGAAGUUCAGAGAUCUCCAAUGGUUUCUGCAGGCAUUGGAGACUCAAAGCCUUAACCUACACAGCAUUUCCUUCUACCUUUCUCAACCUGUUUCAGGCUGUUAUCAAGAAACGGAAAGUUCCAUGAACAUAAACAUUUCCACAGAUUGCCUUGAAUAUUUCUCCCUCAUUCUUAUAGUACUAGGACCAGCCAAAAACACCUUGCUGUCUCUCAGGGAUUUGGAGUUUCACUGUGUUGAAUGGGAAUUACAACAAAUGCAAAAUCUUGGAGAGCUUUUAGAUAGUAACUUAAACAUCAAGCAACUAGUGUUUCGGCGGAACAGAUUCAAUGCAGAUUGUUUAUCAGAGUUUUCUGAUAUUUUGAAGAGAAAUGGAGCUAUCAAAGAGGUUUUGUUUUCUGAAUCACGUAUUGGGACCGUUGGUGCCACAUUUCUUGCGUCAACUCUCAAGGUGAAUGAUAGCUUGGAAGAGUUACAGAUAUGGGAAGACUCAAUUGGAUCGAAAGGUGCUGAGGAGCUCUCAAAGAUGAUUGAAGCAAACUCAAUGCUGAAGCUUUUGACAAUUUUUGACUCAAGCUCGAUCACAGCAACCCCUCUUAUAUCUGCUGUUUUAGCAAGGAAUAGAGCCAUGGAAGUCCAUGUAUGGAGUGGAGAAAGUGGAGAUAAAAGUUCCAAGGUGGUUGAGUUUCUACCUGAGAGUAGCACACUUAGAAUUUACAGGAUCGCUGUUUCAGGCGCUUGCAGGGUUGCUUGUGCUCUUGGUUUGAAUUCGACUGUUACAUCAUUUGACAUGACUGGAGUACGUCUGAAAUCCCGGUGGGCUAAGGAGUUCAGGUGGGUUUUGGAGCAGAACCAAAGCCUGAAAGAGGUAACCUUGUCGAAAACUUGCCUUAAAGACAAGGGAGUUGUGUAUGUGGCAGCUGGACUAUUCAAGAACAGGCAUUUGGAACGCCUGCAUCUUGAUGGAAACUGGUUCAGUGGGGUAGGUGUGGAGCAUCUACUCUGCCCUUUGAGCAGGUUCUCUGCUUUGCAAUGCCAAGCCAACAUAACACUAAGGUCAGUGACAUUCGGAGGAAAUAGAACAAAAAUAGGAAGAGAUGGACUUGCAGCCAUAUUGCAGAUGUUAACAACCAAUGAAACUUUGACUCGGCUAGCAAUUGUUGAUGAUCAAAGUAUGAGACCAGAUGAUUUUUUCAGAAUCUUCAAUAGCUUAGAGAAGAAUGCCAGUUUGAGGCGCUUGUCCUUACAAGGUUGCAAAGGGGUUAGAGGGGAGAGGGUGCUGCAAGCAAUAAUGGAGACACUACAAAUAAAUCCUUGGAUCGAAGAUAUUGAUCUUGCUAGAACACCACUGCAUAAUGCAGGGAAGGCAGAUGCAAUUUACCAAAGAUUGGGCCAGAAUGGGAAGACUGAACCUGAAACUGAAAAUGAUUUGCUCAAGGACAUGCCACUGACAGAGCCCAAGAGCUGUAGGGUAUUCUUCUGCGGCCAAGAGUAUGCAGGAAAGACAACACUUUGCAAUUCAAUAUCACAGAAUUUCUCUUCUUCAAAGCUUCCCUACAUUGAACAAGUGAGGACCCUCGUAAAUCCAGUUGAACAAGCUGUUAGAACAGUUGGAAUGAAGAUAAAGACUUUCAAAGAUGAAGACACAAAGAUAUCAAUAUGGAAUCUUGCCGGUCAGCAUGAGUUCUAUUCUCUUCAUGAUCUCAUGUUUCCGGGGCAUGGGAGUGCAUCAUUUUUCCUGAUCAUAUCCAGUUUAUUCAGGAAACCAAGCAACAGGGAACCAAAGACUCCAAUGGAGAUUGGAGAGGACCUUCAAUAUUGGCUCAGGUUUAUUGUUUCCAACUCGAAAAGAGCUGUCCAGCAAUGCAUGCUACCAAAUGUAGCAGUAGUCCUCACACAUUAUGACAAAGUCAAUCAAACAUCACAGAACUUACAGGCCACGGUGAAUUCAAUACAAAAAUUGAGAGACAAGUUCAAUGGGUAUGUUGAUUUCUAUCCAACUGUGUUUACUGUUGAUGCAAGAUCAUCUGCAUCGGUCAGCAAACUCACCCAUCACAUUAGAAAAACAAGCAAGACUAUUCUCCAGAGAGUUCCUCGGGUUUAUCAGCUUUGCAAUGAUCUUAUACAAAUUUUAUCUGAUUGGAGAUCAGAGAACUAUAACAAGCCAGCUAUGAAGUGGAAAGAGUUUGCUGAGCUAUGCCAAGUUAAAGUUCCACCUCUGAGGAUUCGCUCUCGACAUGAUAAUAAGGAGAAAAUCGAAAGGAGGAGGACAGCUGUUGCUACUUGUCUUCAUCAUAUUGGGGAGGUGAUAUAUUUUGAUGAAUUAGGCUUCCUAAUUUUAGACUGUGAGUGGUUUUGUGGUGAAGUACUCAGUCAACUGAUAAAAUUAGAGGUUAGAAGGCAAAGCUCAGCAGAGAAUGGAUUCAUCAGCAGGAAAGAGUUGGAGAAGAUUUUACGAGGAAGUCUACAGAGCCAGAUUCCAGGAAUGGGUUCAAAGGUGUUUGAGAACUUAGAGGCCAAUGACGUUGUAAAAAUGAUGAUGAAGCUUGAACUAUGCUAUGAACAAGAUCCAUCUGAUCCAAAUUCUCUGCUAUUGAUUCCCUCAAUUCUUGAAGAAGGUAGAGGAAAACCACAGAAAUGGCAACUAAGCUCCUCUGAUUGCCUUUAUGCAGGGCGACAUCUUCAGUGUGAUGAUUCAAGCCAUAUGUUUCUUACACCAGGCUUCUUUCCACGUUUACAGGUGCACCUUCAUAAUAGAAUCAUGGCACUGAAGAACCAGCAUGGAGCUACUUAUAGCCUAGAGAAAUACCUCAUUUCUAUAACUAUCAAUGGUAUCCAUAUCAGAAUAGAGCUUGGAGGACAGUUGGGUUACUAUGUUGACAUCCUUGCUUGCUCCACCAAGAACCUGACAGAAACACUCAGGCUUAUCCAACAGCUCAUAGUUCCAGCAAUUCAAAGCCUCUGCCAUGGUGUAACUUUGAUUGAAAAUAUUAUGAGGCCUGAGUGUGUGCAAAACCUGAUUCCUCCCAGGUACAGGAAAUCCCAAUUUGUGCCUCUUCAACAACUUAAACAAGCACUACUCUCAGUUCCAGCUGAAAGCAUGUACGAUUAUCAGCACACCUGGGAUUCAGUGUCAGAUUCGGGCAGAUCGAUUCUUAGAGCUGGGUUUCAUUUAGCCCGAGACCUCCUAUCAGAUGAUGACUUCCGGGAAGUGUUACACCGAAGAUAUCAUGACCUGUACAACCUUGCUGUGGAACUGCAAGUUCCACCAGAAAAUAAUCCAGAUGAAGCAGAGAAUUCUUUGUCCAAUGCUGUUGAAAGUGACAAAGUUGAUCCAACUUUCGGUGGAAUAGCCAAGGGGGUGGAAACAGUAUUGCAGAGAUUAAAGAUCAUUGAACAAGAAAUAAGAGAUUUGAAACAGGAGAUCCAGGGACUGAGAUAUUAUGAGCACAGGCUUCUCAUUGAGCUUCAUCGCAAAGUGAACUACCUUGUGAACUUCAAUGUUCAAGUAGAAGGUCGGAAAGUACCCAACAUGUUCUAUUUUGUGAGAACAGAAAACUAUUCAAGGAGAUUGGUAACCAACAUUAUUUCUGGCAUGACUGCUCUUCGGCUGCACAUGUUAUGUGAAUUCAGGAGAGAAAUGCAUGUUGUUGAAGAUCAGGUCGGUUGUGAAGUAAUGCACAUUGAUAACAGGGCUGUAAAGUGCUUAGCUCCGUACAUGACCAAGUUCAUGAAACUGGUAACAUUUGCUCUCAAAAUUGGGGCACAUUUAGCAGCUGGGAUGGGAAACAUGAUACCAGAUUUAAGCAGGGAAGUUGCCCAUCUCGCUGAUUCUUCUGUAAUGUAUGGAGCAGCAGGAGCAGUUGCUGCUGGAGCUGCUGGAACUGCAGCAAUGGGACGGAUAAAUGGAAUCCGAAACAGAAACAGGACCGGAGAUAUUCAGCAAGACCUAAGAUCAGCACAACAAUGGGUGGUGGACUUUUUAAGGGACAGGAGGUGCUCAACCGGAAAGGAUAUUGCAGAUAAAUUUGGGUUAUGGAGGGUGAGAUAUAGGGAUGAUGGCCAUAUUGCAUGGAUCUGCAGAAGGCACAUGACCAUCAGAGCAAAUGAAAUCAUUGAAGUACCUAUUUAGAAUUUGCUGGUGUACAUGUAAUAAAAUGGUUUCUCAUUUUCUAUCUAGUUUGCCAUGGAUUAAGUUAUAAUAACAACCUCAACAGCCACUGCAGCAUUUUGGAAUGACAAAACUUGUUAGCUUCCUUAAAUUUUGAAUGUUACUUUGAUCUUAUGAUGGAAUAAAAAUGUAAA